This is a messenger RNA of Botrytis fragariae, 1623 nucleotides long. Its product is annotated as putative alpha mannanase protein. The transcript has a single exon. Gene Ontology annotation, biological process: carbohydrate metabolic process. Bases 1 to 1623 code for a protein of 540 amino acids. The record is from RefSeq and is a predicted model, not a curated record. Lineage: Eukaryota; Fungi; Ascomycota; Leotiomycetes; Helotiales; Sclerotiniaceae.
AUGAAACGAUUCGUGAAGAAGAGCAUCAGGAAAGUCAAAGAAAAGAUUAAGAGGCCUAAGCAAGAUGCUACCCCGCAUCAGCAACAGUCUAAGAGCUUUGAGCAAACAGAUGAAAUGACUACAGAGCAACAACAGUCUACGAUCCCUGAGCAAGCAGAUGAAAUGACUACAGAGCAGCAACAGUCUAUGAUCCCCGAGCAAGCAGAUGAAAUGACUACAGAGCAGCAACAGUCUAUGAUCCCUGAACAAACUGUCGAAAUGACUACAGAGCAGCAACUCCGGGAAUUACAUGUUCAGCAAAAUGUGGAACACGUUGACGAGCCUCGUGAUGAUGACUUGGAGCGAUUUCAGGCACAAUUACCCCCUCCGGACCCGUCUAAACCGGCUAUCUCGUCAUUCUUCCGAAGUGAAUCAUACGUGUUCGAUGCAAAGAACGCCGAGACUGAAUCUGGAGCUCUAGCUGAGGAAACCUUCCAAUACUUUUACUGCAGGGAAAAACAUCAAUUCCAGGGCAAAGUAGAGCACGAAAGUACUCUGGGGAAAGGGAAUGAUUUCGCAUAUGUCUUAUGGCCUGUCUCGAUCAUGCUCCAUGCAGCUGCCGAUUGUCUUUCGCCUUCGAGAAUAAAUCAAGUCGCCUUAGUGCAGCAGGAAUACUGGAACAAGGACUAUCAUGCAUUUUGUGCUUGGAAGAUGUUCCUUGGAAAUGAAGACAUCUACUAUGAUGAUAACGCUCACGUUGUUCAAGCUUUAGUAUCGUCGUAUGAAGUUACGGGACAGCUCGAGUUUUUACUACAAGCCAAGGACGUUCUGGAGUGUUUUAUUAUGCCAUUUGCGGAGAAAGAAUCAGGUGGUAUUGCAUGGCAUCUCUCAAACAAGAAGGUUCGAGCUGCUUGCUCAGUUGGCCCAGCUGCUAUAUCGGCCUUGAGAAUAAGAGCUUUACCGUCAACUCAUGUCAUUGAGACUCACGAUAAAGCUGAAUCUUAUCUUAGAUUUGCCACAAUCUUAUUGACUUGGCUUCAGGUGAACUUGCAAGAUCCAAAAGAUAAACUCAUCUGGGAUCAAUUGAAAAUAAAUGAAGAUGGAUCCAAGGAAAUCGAACGUAUGAAAUGGUCAUAUAAUAGUGGAUUCGCCAUUCAUGGAUUCACACUAUUGUACGAAGCUACCAACGAUCGUAGAUAUCUGUCAACGGCAAUAGAAAUCGCAGAAGCAGCAAUGAAUCCUGAGGGCGCACUUUUCGAUCACUGUAAUCCAGAUCCAUCUCAAAGAAUGCUUUCAGAUGGAUCCUUUUUUUUACAUCAUCUUGUGGAUGGAUAUCUUGCUCUUUCAAAGCAUGCACACACUAAGAAACUUGGAAAUGAAAUUGUUCGUAUCGCUAAUUGGGGAAAGGAGUUUAUGAGGGACAAGGAAGAUUCGUUGUACUAUCGCGGUAGCCGUCCCUACACAAUUUCCUCUAAGCAUGCACACCAGUUCUACAAGAAAUUUGGUGUUGGAAAAAGUGGAGAGCAAAAUAUGCAAGAAAGGGACAAAGACGGAAAUCUGUGCAAGACUAUGAUUGGGUGCGCAAGCUGGGCAAGGAUAAUUCAUGUUGCGGAAAUCGUUGAAGCAAGCAUCGCUAAGAACUGA